AUGAAUAAUUAAUCAUUGAUAUAUAAUUCAGUUGAUGAGAGAGCCUCUUCUUAAUUCAAUAGAACCAAAAUUACACCUAAACUAGAGCAUAUCUAUGUCCCUAGAGAAAGAACAGCAAUGAAUACAACUAAAGCUUCAAGUAGACUUGGCGAAUAAAGUAAAAUGCUCUCUGAUAACUUAACUUAAAUGCCUUCUUUUAUGAAAUAUGAAGAAAGAAAUGGAAUAAUUACAGGAAGAGCAUCAUUAAUGAGUUAUGAUAUUAAUAAUUCUUCAAUUAUGGGAUCCAAUCACAAUCCUAUGCUUCAAAAAUACAUGGAGGUCUAUUCAAAUGAAGGACAUAGACAAUCUAUAAGAGACAGGCAAAUAUAGUUGGCAGCAGGUGUAAAAAAGAAUAGGAAGUUUCACUCAUAAUCCAUUGAUUUCCCUUAAAUUAAACAAGGUUAAGGAUCUACAUACUAUAGUCAUAAUAGAAGUGUUGAGGAAACAGAUCCACAGUCACUUUAUUUUCAAAAUGAAUGUGAAAAAAUUCAAAAGUAAAAAUUGGAAUUCGAUAAGUGGGUAAAGCCGGUUCACAAGUAAAGCAUUAAGUAGGCUGAGUUUAAGUAUAAACUCCAGAAAAUGUCUAAAUUUCUUUUUGAAAACUUCAAAUAAUAAGAAGAUGAAUAAGUAAAAGUGGAAACUCACACAAAGAGAAAGUCUAUAAGGUUGCCUCAUAGUAAAAGAAAAUAGUCGAUGAUAGUAAAGGAUCCAAAUUUUAUAGUUGAAAAUGUUGAUGAAGAGAAUAUUAAUAGAGAUAUACAAAGCUAGCUUAAUUUUCAUUAAGAAAAUUCAAAGGCAAGCCUAUAAUUAGUUCCAAUGCAAAAUUCAUUUUACAGCAAUAAAAUUUGA
Stylonychia lemnae is the source of this 888-nucleotide messenger RNA. NCBI's taxonomy places the organism in Eukaryota, Ciliophora, Spirotrichea, Sporadotrichida, Oxytrichidae. The record is from the annotation of a GenBank genome assembly.